Molecule: messenger RNA, 6177 nt
Organism: Pseudonaja textilis
Lineage: Eukaryota; Metazoa; Chordata; Lepidosauria; Squamata; Elapidae
Gene: SPTY2D1
Product: SPT2 chromatin protein domain containing 1
Biological process (GO): nucleosome assembly; transcription by RNA polymerase I
Cellular component (GO): nucleolus
Molecular function (GO): DNA binding; histone binding
Source: RefSeq, a predicted model, not a curated record
CUCAGUCGAAAACUCCGAGGCGAUAUUUAAAAAGAGAAGGCAAGAGAGGUCCGCGGGCCGGAAGUAAAGGAAGGGGGGAGGAGCGUCGCGAGCAACUUUUUCGUCAGCUGGGCGAGGGGACUGAAGCGAGAGCGAGAGAGGAGAGGAGAGGAGAGCGGAGGGGCGCUCCUCGCCGCCUGAGCGCCUUCGCAGGUGUUGAGGGGGGAAAGAACCGUUGGAGAGCCCGUCAUGGAUUUCCGCGAAGUCCUGAUGAAGGCCUCGGAACAUCAAGGAUCGAGCGCCAUGCCGAAGAGGUACAGUUUGGCGGUUGGCCCUCCCAAAAAGGAUCCAAAAGUUAAAGGUGUUCAGUCAGCAGCUGUGCAAGCCUUUCUCAGAAGGCAAGAAGAGGAACAGAAAAAAAAGGAUCUUAUGGAAAAAAGAAGAAAACAAGAUCUACUGGCUAGGCGCAUAGAAAUGAAACACGACCGAAAAGCCAGAGCUAUGGCUUCACGGACAAAGGAUAAUUUUCAUGGCUAUAAUGGCAUUCCUACUGAAGAGAAGCCUAAAAAGAAGCAGGGUCAUGAAAGUAGAAGUUCUGAAAGCACAGAAUGUAGGACACAGGAUGAAAUGAAUGAAGUAGAUUAUAAUAUGUCAGAGUCUGAGCAGGAAUCAGAAGAAUAUGAAGAGAAACCCUCCAAAGUUUCAGAAAAACCAAAGGUGCUAGCCAAAAGUGCACCUCCAGCAAUGAAUUUUAAUGAUCUUUUAAAGCUGGCUGAAAAAAAACAAUAUGAGCCAGUUGAAAUAAAAGUUGUAAAAAAGACUGAAGAAAGACCAAUGACUGCAGAAGAAUUAAGAGAGCGAGACUACCUAGAGAAGAGAAACAGAAAAGGGGUUAUACUAAAAGAAAAGAGAUCAGAGAAAGAAAUGAAACAUACCGUUCCAUCGGGUUCUUCCAAAAAGGAAAUUUCUCAGAGGGAUUUAGUAAAUGCUAAAGCUAGCAGGCAUUUGACAGACAAACCUGCCUUUUCUAAAGGAAGCAUUCCCUCACAAAAUAAUAACAAUAAGAAAACCAAAGGGCCAGUUUUAAGUGAAAAGCCUUCCAAAUUGGUGUCUAGUUCCAAAGCAAGCCACGCGGAAAAAGUAAAAUCUGCACCAAAAGGGCCUUUAAAAAACCCUCCGCACAAUAAUCACAUUAAACCUGCACCCAGCGGAGGUGGGAAAACUGGAUCUAAGUCCCAAACUCUAGUCUUGAAAACGGCUGCAAAUGGAACUCUCAGACCAUCAUCUAAUAAAGAACUGAGUUUGAAAAAAAAUAGCACCCAUGUAAAAUCAACCAAUGUGGUUUCCGCCCAGCAAGAAACUUAUAAAAAUUCCAGCUCCAAGCAAGCAAGCAACAUUUCAGUUACAGGAGGACCUCCUGCACGAUCAAAGAACAGCUUGAAUUCAGGCCCCGGGCAGCCAAGCCGCAGUUCGAUUACUGGGCAUGGAUCACGUAUCAUGGGACCCAGGAGAUCAGAAAACAGCUCAGGGCAAGGACAGCGAAGCACAGGACCUAGACUGGCCAGUAAUAGUUUAAGCAUGGGAUCUAGUCGACCAAGCAUCACUUCAAGACCAGUUUGUUUAGGCAGUAGCCAAGGCGUAGGACCUGGUCGGCCAAAUUCCAAUGUAAACCCUGGACUUGGAAGGAAUAGCAGCUCAGGAUCGGGUCGGCCAAGUACCAUUACAGCUGGAACUCUAAAACCAAAGUGUACUGUUGUAUCAGAAACAAUCUCAUCCAAAAAUCUGGUUCCAAGACAGAUGAAUGGAAUGAGGCCAUUUCCUAAUCAUAGACCUGGGAUUACCCCACAAGGUUUUCCAAGACCAUCUCUUCCACCUAUUACCAGUAGCUAUAAAAGAAAGUAUGAAGAUGAAGAUGAAGAAGAUUCUGAAAUGGAAGAUUUUAUUGAUGAUGAAGGAGAGCCUCAAGAAGAGAUCUCGAGACAUAUCAAAGAGAUAUUUGGUUAUGAUCGGUCAAAAUACAAAGAUGAAAGUGACUAUGCCUUACGUUACAUGGAAAGUACUUGGAAAGAACAGCAGAAAGAGGAAGCCAGAAGCUUGAGACUCGGAGUACAAGAAGAUCUAGAAGAAAUGAGACGUGAAGAGGAGGAAUUGAAAAACAGGAAGCAAACAAAGAAGUUGAGAACACGUUAACCAAUUUGCCACAGUUUUGGUUUACUGCUACUCUACUAUUUGUUCCAAAGUUUAGCUUUAGUUGUACUCCCAUAUGAAAGAACAAGAAAUCAUGUAGAAGAUAGACAUACAGAAAAUAAGGACUUGGUGCCAGAUUUUACGGUGCAAAGUUCUGCAGGCCUUGGACAAGGAAAAUGUGGGAUAAGAUUUUCUGCUUUUCCUAGCACUCAACACCACUUCCCAUACUGGGAUAUUUUCCAGAGCAGGAUGGGAAUUAGUUACUAGGACAGCCCCAAAAGAGGAAAUUGGGAGAAAAUGUUGGUCCAGCCUUUUCCUUCAGCAGGAAAUUUUUAUUGGAAUUCAAUUCCUAUCAUGAACAGCAAUGAUUUUUCUGUGCUCACAGAGGCAACUCUGGAUCCAAAAUUAUGUUCUUUAGUUUGGCGCUCAAAUAUUGACCUUUAAUAAUUGCCAAGUUUCCUUUUCUGAAACACAUAAAUGCACUAAUGAAGGAUAUUAGUUGUCGUAAAAAUGAAAAUUAAUUAUACUACGAUGUAGAGUAAUUCAAGGAUGCCAGCAGACUGCUGAUUGACUAUGCACUGGCUUACAGCAAGUGGGCCCUAAUAACAGUACUGUCUGUUUUCAUUCCAUAACAAUUAGAAAAAUGUUUAUGUUUUUAUCUUUCAAAAGAGGUUGUAUCCUGAGUCAAGAUUCUUAAGUCACUUUUUCUCUUCCUAUAAAGCACAGAUUUAAAAAUGUAGCCGAUGAUGAUGUUGAAAGCAAUAUUAACAUUUUCUGAUUCCUGCUUGACAAGAUUAUGUAAAAAAAAAACAACCCACUCUAAUAUUACAAAGCUUUGACAUCACAAGCUGAUAGAAACAUGAUGUUCCCUGAAAAUAACUGUCAUGAAUAAGUACAUAGCAACGAACAGUAUGAAGAAAUGAGGCAGCAGCAACAUGGCCGCCAAUAUGAAUUUCCUUCUACCCCCUUGAAAAGAUGUCCUGCUGACACUCAGUCCAGGGCUAUUUCUCCCCACUCUUGAAUUUAGAACCCUUCCUAGUUCUGUGUACAUCAGAUUGAAGUAUCACUGAAAGCCCAGUCGGCUAAUUACUUUCUCUCUUGCAGUGCAGAAAAUUAAUAUGACCUCUAUUAGUGGCAGUCAGACAUUAUUUUAUAAGAAAUAUGACCAAAUAAUUUGUUUGGAUAUGGGGCUUAAAUUUCACUGCCAGUCAUCGUAAUAAAUCAUCUUGGAAAAGACUAGCUUGCAGUGGUUUAUAACUCACUUCUAUGUCUUUGGAUUAAUUUAAAUAUUUAGUUUUUUUAGGUUAACUACUAUGCUUUAUAAAAACUGCAAGGCUUGCCAGUAGAGUUUAUUUCUGCAUUCAUUCAGAUGCUUAUCUACGUUUUAGUAAUUAUAAACAUCUUUCUAGUUGCUUCAUGUAACUGCUUAACAAUGAAAAGAUUUCUAAAAAACCAAAAUUUUAUGGUUUAACAAGUGGUUGUUUUUACUUUUAAAAAAACUUUGGUUGCACACUGAUUUCAAGCUAUGCACAAUAACAGAUGUUCAUUUCAUAGUUGCCGAAGAAUCUCAAAUCAUUCUGUUCUACAAAUAUUGUGCUUUGGAGUUUCAGUUAAAAAUUUAAAUAUCAAGUUCAAUAUUUUUUUAAUUCAUAAAGAAUUUAUGCAAAAUGCAGUAACAAAAUAAAGUCUAAAUAUUUCUUAAAACAUUUCAUGCAAUCCUAGCAAGAAAUUUUAUUUAGUUAAAAGUUAAGUGUAUGACAUUGGAAAUUGAAUAUUCUGGAAAGAAUGUACUAAAGAAUAAUCAGAGAUAAAGAAUAUCAGGAAAGAAAAGAUUUGGCUAUUAAAAUAUGAUAAAGAGGUCAAACUUCAGAAUUAAUACAAAGAAAACCGAUAUUUUUGUUUAUGAAACUGUUGUUUUUCUCAGUUUAGUAAGACAUCAUAUUUGAUGAAAUGAAAUAGUUUAGCAAUUGCUAUAAUUAGCAUGCAAAACUGGAAUUCUUAAAUUUUGGUUUACUGUGAUCACUAAUGCUAUUUUUACAGAACUGUGUAUUGUAAAAAAAACCUACUUUGUUCAGGUGCACUCAUUAAUCUUUUUUAUCCAAGAUAAUGACUGUUGAAACAUGACCAAGUUACUGUUCAUUUUAUAAUUUGAAUGUGGAAGUAUUGAAAUCCUCCUCGGCACCUCUUUGAUAUCUGUGUAGAUGAUGUGCUCAACAAACCUCUGACUUAGCAAAAAAAUUGUAAUUACAAACUUGUGUUCAUUUCUGAAUUUUGGAGAAAAAAAAGUCUCCCCAGUAUACACUGCAUGUUUUGACUGCUUCUUGCAAGUUUAAUUCAAGACUACUGUAUUUCUUAAAUAUUUGGAUGUUGUUUGUCAUAUAGAAGAUAACUGGAAGAUAAUUAACUAGAAGAUAACUUAUAUAGAUCUCUUCAUUUUUAUAUAAUUUAUUGCUUUUUAGCAAGUAUAUUGCUUAUUAAAAUUUACAUAUAGAGAUAUAGUAUGUCAAAGUUAUCUGCCAUUCCAAAGAUAGCAUCCAAAAUUGUAAGUUCUUUUUAUGAUAAAUUGUCUAUUUGCAUUAUUUCACUUUAGGAAAAUAUAGUUCAUUUUUAAAAACUAAACAGAGUCAUAGAAUUACAGCAGUCUAAAAAUCUUAUGUAAAUUGGCUAGUUACUUUGUAAGGGAAGUAGAAUACAAGAGGAUUCUCUUUAAGAUGUAUGAAUCUUUAAAAAAACAACUGGCAUAUGUCAUUUUUGAUUAUAUUAAAUCAAUCUCUACUCCUAAAGGAACUCCCCAUAUGUACCCACAAUCUACUCUGGACUCUUUCCCAACAUUAAUUCUAGGGGCUAUGAAGGGAUUGAAUGCUGCUCUCGCCCUCUCAUUUCAGCUGAUAGAAGCCAUUAGGAGGAAAAUUUAAAUAACAUUAUGUGUGAUUGAAGAAAACUCUAGCUUGAACUGCAGAUUUUGAUCAAUGGUUGGAAGAUGUGCCUUUUAAAAAAAAAUAUAUAAUCUUUCUAUGAAUGUUGGAAGAAAACAAAUAUAAAAUUAAAUUGUGCUGUCAAAGAUGCUGUGUUGCAGCUUGAUAAUAUGAAAUAAAGUCGUUUUACAUCAAGUCCUUCCAGGCCUUGCUUUGCACAACUAGUUAAAUGUUUAUUAAAAUUAAAUAAAAACUUAAGGGCACUUUGUAUUUAUGAAGACUUCAUUUUAUAGUUAUCUUCUAUAUAUUUCAGUUGUACUUAACACUUUUUACAGCAGAAAAUUACCAGAAACAGAAACGUGCAUUGUGAAAACCCCUAGUAAUUUUUUUUUAUUUGUUCUCUCUAAAGCAGAAUCUUAUAAGAAUGUAUAAAAACUUAUUUUUAUAAACUCCCAUUUUUAAAUCUCCCAUAACUACUUAUUUGGCUUGUUCAUUUAUGUAACUUUAAUUACCUUUACAACUAAAGUGCAUUUCUAUAAUAUGCAGCAGGAGACCAAAACACUGGAAAGAAAAUACAGUCUUAAAGUGACUGAGUAAAUAACUUCUUGUAACUAUGUUUGGAUUUCUAUUUGUUUCGUUGAGUCAGAGUGAUACAAUCAAGUGUUAGAUAUAACAGAGGAUACUUUUAGAGUUUGUCCAUCUUACAUUUUUGUUAAAUGUACUAUAUUUAACAGUGUGACAAUUCAGGUAAAAACUGUUAAGCAUAGCUAUUUUUUUCUGGUUCAAUUAAACACUGUUUUUGCACCAAAUACAGUCUGAAACAAAUGAUGUAUAUAAUAAAAUUGCGGACAUUAAAUAUUGCAUUGAGAUUUUUGCUGAUUUGCUUUAAUUUGUAGCAGAUAUUGAGAUGCCAUAGAAUAUCUUUCUAAAAGACUCAUUUCCAAGUAUUUCUGAGAAAAAAAUGGGACAAAGAACUGUAACAUAGUCUAAAAUAACUAAUAAUGGAAUAAUCAAUGUUUUUACAAUGUGCUAAUCGUGUUGAUAAUUGUUAAAUUGCCCAAAAUCUUCCAAGUGACUCUAUAAAAUAUUAUGACUU